GCGGUCCCGAAAAGUUAGGCCGUCGGGGGCCGCCACGUGGCGCAGGCCGCCGCGUACCUGGGUUGGGCCUUCGGAAUUCCGGAGUUCUCUGUUCGCCGCUAUGUCGACAAUUCACACAAAACGUAUUGGGCCAAUAGGGGGCUAUGGCCGGCCACGGAAUGACGUUGAGUUGAUGAUACGGGAGAAGAAGGCGGAAAGGAGGGAAACUGGUGGUGAUGACAAUAAAUCCCGGGUGGGUGAAGUAGUAGGUGUGGUCGGGGGAAGGGAAAUCAGAGCACCGAGGGUUGCUAGAGGUGGCGCAGUGGAACUCCCGCGAACAUAUGCACCGCAAGAGCACAGGGAAAGAGUGAAGAAGAUCCAGGCACGUGUCCGAGAAUGGAUCGACCUGGGAAAGCAGACGAAGAUGUGCACGGCUCGGCCUGGCUGGAUGACUGUGUCUCCACGCCAUGCGCAGUACAAGAAGGUGAUGUUCACAGUGGAGGUGGAUCUUACAGACAUCUUGGAAUUGGAUGAAGACAACAAAAUACUCCGCGUGGAGCCAUCUGUGAAUAUCCUGCAGAUAUUGGAUUACCUUCUCCCCCGUGGAUAUACUCUUCCCGUGCUUCCGGAGCUGGAUGAGCUCACUGUAGGUGGUUUGGUCAACGGUUACGGAAUCGAAUCAUCAUCGCACAAGUAUGGGUUAUUUAAUGACAUAUGUUCUGGGUUUGAAUUGGUGUUACCAAAUGCACAGCUGGUCAACUUGGGACCGGAAGACCCGAUUUUCCAUACCGUUCCAUGGUCGUUUGGAACAGUUGGGUUUCUAACAGCCAUAGAUUUGCAAGUCAUACCCGCACAGCCGUAUGUGCGUUUGAAGUACAUCCCCGUCUAUUCAAUGAGGGAGUGUGCCGAACUAUGGACACACGAACAGACAAAGCAGGUGCCGGUCGAGUUUAUCGAGGGAAUGAUGUAUGGGCCAAACGAAGGAGUGGUUAUGCUAGGGGAUUUUGCAGAGGCACCGGGACCGAACGAGCAGGUGGUGCACUUGAACACUUGGUACAAACCAUAUUUCUACAAGCAUGCGAAGGAAUUUAUUGACAGAAGACAGGAAGGCACCGAGGUUAUCCCUCUGAGGCAGUAUUAUCAGCGCCACAACAGAAGCAUCUUUUGGUCCCUCGAAGACCAAAUUCCAGUCUGUCAUCAUUGGCUAUUCCGUCUCCUACUCGGCUGGAUCCUUCCCCCACGUGUCGCUUUUCUCAAGCUUAUUGAAUCCGACUCUGUGACAAACUUCUACGAGGAGAAGUACGUGAUGCAGGAUUUCCUGGUCCCGCUCAACUGUAUGCUAGAGACUAUGGAAAUUUGUGAAAAGGAGAUUGCUGUGUAUCCACUUUGGCUGUGUCCACAUAUUAUGUUCAAUACGGGCCGGUACCAAGGAAAGAUCCGGGCGCCACAAGGGACAGAGAAGGAAGGCGAGUACGCACACUACGUCGAUGUUGCAGCGGUAGGGCCGCCGCGUGUCACACAUCCGUUUGACAUGACAAAGGCCAUGAGGACAGUUGAAGGAUACCUGCGAAAGGUUGGGGGGUAUCAAGGGAAUUACAGCUAUACUUAUCAGACGCGGGAGGAGUACCGUCAGAUGUUUGAUCACACUCUGUACGAUGAGGUAAGGAAGACAACAGGAGCUGCUGAGGCCUUCCCAGAGUCAUAUGACAAGGUUGCCAGGAAAAAUCAGUGGAAGAAGCAAGCAGGAACGAGAUGAUGUAAAGCAGAACACAAGGUCCAGUUAGGGAUGUACAGCAGGAUGUGAGGAAGUCAACAGGAGCUGUUGAGAGCAUCGGUGGAAGACGCAAGCGGAGUAAGCUGAUGUAAGACAUACAACAGGAGCUGUUGAGGCCAGGAAGAAUCGAUGGAAGAAGCAAGCGGAGCGAGUUCAUGGAGGGCAUACAACAGAAGCUGUUGAGGUCGGUGGAAGAGUCGGGGGUCGGUGGAAGAGUCGGUGGAAGAAUCGGUCGAAGAUUGGAAGGAUCGGUGGAAGAAGGGUGGAAGAAUCGGUGGAAUCGGUGGAAUCGGUGGAAUCGGUGGAAGUUUCAGUGGAAGGCAUACACGUGGAGCGAGCUGAUGUAAGGCAUAGCAAGGUGCAGUUAGGGAUGCAGGUGCAGAUUAGAAACAACAAGUCCCCAGUUCAAGACAUCAAAGGCACAGCACAGGAGCAGGGAACUGAAGUUGGAAGGCACUGAAGAAUGACUAUCAAGGCAGACAGGCAAAAUAGCUUAAGAAUAGGAUGGAAAACAAACAUGAAAGUUAAGGCAGGCAGGCAGAGUGACAAACUACUUCAGAGAGGCAAAUAGGAAAUAAGCAGACAGGCAGGCACAGUAUGCUGGAGCAAACAUGAAGGACUGGUAGAUAUUUAUGAAAGAUGGUAGUACUAUAUCCUGAAAGUUGAAGCUCGCAAUGGAAGUUGAAACUCCGAACAAAAGUUGAAAUUCAGGAUGACAGUUGAAACUUGAAACUCAGGGUGAAAGUGAAAACUCAGGAUGAAAGCUGAAACUCAGGGUGAAAGUGAAAACUCAGGGUGAAAGUUGAAGCUCAGGGUGAAAGUGAAAACUCAGGACGGAGAGGCUUGGGUAUGGAAACCUCAGAAGGCGCAUCGUACAAGGCAACAAAUUCGAUGAGGAAAUUAAAAGAAUAUAUAUAAUUGUGAAAGGGUUGUGAUAAAGCCGCUAGCUACCCAAUAAAAUAUCAUUGUGUGAAGUUUGGUUGGAAGUUCGAAGCCAAUCAGCUGUCGUAGGGUUUAGGGUUUGUCUCAAGUUGCAUUUCAAGCUCAAUGAAUCGUCGUAGGGUUUAGGGUGUGGCUUCUUUAGUCAUAAUGGAGUGUCAAAAUGUUUGGGGUUUGUCUAACUUUGUCAAUAAUUGAGUGGUAGUUCAAACUCAAUGAAACUGUCAUAAGGUU
Molecule: messenger RNA, 2926 nt
Organism: Chara braunii
Lineage: Eukaryota; Viridiplantae; Streptophyta; Charophyceae; Charales; Characeae
Source: the annotation of a GenBank genome assembly